AUGCUUUACUACACUCAUUAUGGAUUUUCCGAAAUAUUGUUGUGGUAGGACGUUAGGUUGGCAAUUAAAGUCCAGUCAAAGGUGGCGUAUUGUGUCACACUCAGCUGAUAUACCAAGGAUGUAGUAAUGAUAGUAAAAGAAAACAAAUCUAUCUGUGUUUAGGGUUAAAGGUUGUGUCGAGAGAGUAGUUCUGAGUGUGUUGACGAUGUGUAUAAUAAGAGUUACUACCGCGCAAACAGAUUAAAACAUAUGAAAAUGGUUGAACCAAUUUUCGACUACCAGUUUCGUUUGAUAUUAAUCGGCGACAGUACAGUUGGUAAAAGUUCAUUGUUGAAGUAUUUUACGGACGGAAAAUUCGCUGAGCUUUCAGAUCCGACUGUGGGUGUUGACUUUUUUGCUCGUCUCAUAGAAGUGAAAGAUGGCACCAGAAUAAAACUUCAACUCUGGGACACAGCUGGACAGGAGAGAUUCAGGUCCAUAACCAAAUCGUAUUACAGAAAUUCUGUCGGUGCUCUGCUUGUAUACGACAUCUGUAACAGAGCAAGUUUUGAACAUAUUCCUCUAUGGAUGAUGGAAGCCCGUAGGCAUAUAGAACCUCAUCGCCCUGUAUUUGCCCUGGUUGGCUGCAAGCUGGAUUUAGUGUUGACUGGUGGAAGACGUGAGGUAUCGCGUGAAGAAGCACAUGCUUUUGCUGAGCAGCACGGCUUACAUCAUGUUGAAACUUCUGCGCGAACUGGUGUAAAUGUAGAAGAGGCAUUUCAUGCAGUAACCCAGGAAGUUUAUAACAGGAUACAAACUGGUGAAUACAAAGUGGAGGAUGGUUGGGAUGGUAUUAAAACAGGAUUUCAGCGCCCAAGUGGGUAUGACUUCAAUUUAGUUGAAGCAGAACCUGCCAAAUCAACUUGUUGCUGAGAUGAUGUACUGAUAUAAACUAUUGUACAUAUUCUGUGUGAACUGUUAUGGAAUGUUGUUUCUCUGUGCAUUUUUGAAUCCUGACAUAGUAUGUUGUAUACUUGCAGUAUUUCAUAAUUUACGACUUACCUUUGUACAGGCAGAACUGUGAUGACUACCAGUAUACUUCUCAGAAAAAAAUACUCAUAAGGAAAGGCCUAUAUUACAUAUUUGGUACAUAUGGUAAUGAUUAUGUGCCAAGAAGUUUAAGCAGUAAACCAUGUUCGAUCUUUAUUGAGGUAUCGUGUAUUUAUCGAACUUCAAUCAGAAACAAUGGCAAUGGACAGUGUCCUAACAUCUUUUAGACCAUUGUGAUAUUGGUAAAACUGGAACUGACAGAAAAAAUUGGUGCUUUCGAAAUAAGUUUUACUAUAAGGAGUGUGUGUGUCAUAGGCUGAUAGUAAUAUUCACAUUACGUGUUUUUCAGAGAGAACACACAACUUGUCCGUUAAGUUGUUGAUGAAAAGCACACGCUGAAAUUACAUGAAAAAUUUGUAAUACUAUGACUAAAUUGCUUCCUAUCAUCCUGAAAGUAAUUUGAUAGGCAACAGGCAAGUGUAGCAACAUUAAUGGAAAACACAGCCUUGUGGACUUAAAGGCUACUCUACUAUUGAUUGUCUUGUGCUGUCAUUUUCUAUUUUGGUACUGCUUUUCCCACUGGUUAAUAUACCAAAAUUUUUCCUUUAGUAAAUAUGUGUCAGUGUAGAGAAAUUGUAACCCAUUCUGUUCCUUUGCGUAACAUUACUGCUGUGGAAGAAUUUCCACAUUAACAGUCUUCGUUUUGUGCACAGUUGUUUCCUUCCUUAGGUCAAGAACAAAAGUUUGUCAUUGAUUGAAGACAAUUAAAGUAAUUAUGAUUAAAUUUUUGUGUGUAGAAUUUAAUGUAUAAAUAUGAGAGAUGUUUGAGAAUUUUCCAGCAAUGGCAAAGAAGAAUUGGAAGAUUUCUCAGAACUAUCAGCUUCUGGCGCCUUAAUUCAGCUAGACAUAGCACGUUGCAAGUUAUUUGUUUGAGCUUUAGUUCCAAACAUUUUAUAGAAUUUGAGAAUAUGAAAAUGAUGUGCAUUGUGAAAUAUAUCAAUAUGAUACGGAACAAAGAAAUGGAUUACAUACUAAAUGCAAUGGUUAUUUGAAGUAUGAGUUGAAUCUUGACUAUUACAGACUUCUCUCAUUUCAUAUGUGGUAUCUUAGUUAACAUAGCAUUCUGUGUAAAACUGAUGCAUCAUAAAUAAGCAAUAAAUUGUGUUUAUUUAUGUGUUUA
Molecule: messenger RNA, 2209 nt
Organism: Schistocerca americana (American grasshopper)
Lineage: Eukaryota; Metazoa; Arthropoda; Insecta; Orthoptera; Acrididae
Gene: Rab39
Product: ras-related protein Rab-39B
Exons: 3
Coding region: 250-912 (220 amino acids)
Biological process (GO): Rab protein signal transduction
Cellular component (GO): Golgi membrane
Molecular function (GO): GTPase activity; GTP binding
Source: RefSeq, a predicted model, not a curated record